AUGUCAGAGCCCAACGAAGGUCUCAACGGCCGUCGAAUGGAUCACCCGCGUGGCAAGUGUAUCGUCGGUUCGUCUGCGAUCAAUUUAAUGGCCUUGAUCUACCCUUCGAAAAGCGGGCUCGAUGCUUGGGCGGAAAUGGGGAAUGAAGGCUGGGACCAUGAGUCUAUGGCUCCCUACUACCGCAAGUUUCAGAUGCAUGUGCCGCCUUCGGAGGAGAUUCAGGAAGCUCUUGGGAUUGAUUAUCUUGAUUCGGAAUUCACUGGUACGUCAGGACCCAACAAACAAUCGUUUCCUCAGGUCCUGAAUCCACUUCAUAAGGCGUGGAUCGACUCGUGGAAGACGUUGCAGCGUCAUGGGAAUCCGGUUAAUGGCAUUGGUAAUGGUGGCUUUACUGCGCCAUCUAGUGUCAAUAUAGAGACUGGACGGCGCAGUUUUGCUGGGUUGGAGUACUACGAGCCCAUCAAGGACAGACCCAAUAUUCGCGUCAUUGUCGAUGCACAUGUUGAGCGGAUCGUGCUGGAGAAGGGUACUGCUUCGUCAGCCACCGCUACAGGCGUGAUAUUCCAUAGACAUGGACAGCGAAACUUGGCUCACACAUCCAAAGAGGUUGCGCCCGGCGUCUUACAGCCCUCGAUGCUAAUCUACAUCGUAGAGAACCUGCAGGAUCACCUGAUGGCUGGCCCGUGCUUCGAGGUCGCCGACGGCGUUGCUACAACGGACAUGAUGAUUCGAGAUCCUGAAGCGAUCAAACAAGCGAUGAAGCAGUACGACGAAUCGCACAGUGGACCGCUCUCUUGGGGUGGAGGAUACAACUAUGGCUACACGCCCCUGGUCGACUUCAUAACUCCCCAGCCACGCGAAGACCUCAAAGCACUUCUCGACAAACACCUCCCACCAACCAACUCCCCAAACUUCAAAGCCGAAGCAUUACACCACGCCUUCAUACGAAAGAUCAUCGAAUCCCCCGACGAACCCAGCGCAGCCAUGCUCUGCGUCACCUGCCAACACCACCCCCAACGGGACCGCAUCCUCGAGAAACUCGCCAUCACAGAGCCCGAAAAUUACUUCACAAUCUACACACAGCUCUCCCAUCCUUUCUCACCCGGGAGCAUCCACAUCACCUCCCCCUCCUUCCGCACCAGAUUAACCCUCAAAACAAACUACCUCUCCCACCCCCUCGACAUCGAAAUCUUCGCCCGGCACAUAAUGCAAUGCGAGAAAAUCGCGCAAACACAACCUCUCGCCUCCUUUCUCAAGCCCGGGGGCCGGCGUCUCCCGGAGGGCCACGAUGCGCUGAGUCUCGAGGCAGCGAUCGAGAUGGCGAGGGCGUGCGCGGAGAGUAAUUACCACCCCUCAGGGACGUGUGCGAUGAUGCCGGAGGAGCUAGGAGGGGUGGUGAAUGAGAGGCUUGUGGUGCAUGGGACGAGGAAUUUGAGGGUGGUGGAUGCGAGUGUUUUUUCCGGUUGA
Molecule: messenger RNA, 1467 nt
Organism: Fulvia fulva
Lineage: Eukaryota; Fungi; Ascomycota; Dothideomycetes; Mycosphaerellales; Mycosphaerellaceae
Product: Dehydrogenase citC
Exons: 4
Coding region: 1-1467 (488 amino acids)
Molecular function (GO): oxidoreductase activity, acting on CH-OH group of donors; flavin adenine dinucleotide binding
Source: RefSeq, a predicted model, not a curated record